AUUUGACUGUAAAUAACUUACACCUACGGCAUAGGAUACAGUUUUGUUUUGUUUUUCGGUUUGGUCAAAGAUUUGUUUCGUUGAUGGACGGUGAAAAUACGGAAGCUCAUAAUUUGCUAUUCCGACUUUUUAAAAAGUGAUUUAUAUAUUUGGAUACGUCAUUUAAGAAUUCCACGAUGGACAACCAAGCUUUCUUUGACGAGCAGGGCAGAUACAUCAAUGUUGAUGUAGGUUCAAAAGGCAAGAAGGACGACAAGGAUGACUUUGUGCUGUACAAUGGCACCAAAGCUAACGGCUCCAGCUACUCCUACGAGAAGGGCCUGGAAUCGCAAGAGGAAGAUCCUUGGAAGGUGACAAGCAUCAAACAGGAUUAUACGCCAUGGAACGAGCUGAGCCGCAGACAGAAGACCGUGCGAGGCGUCAGUGUGUUCAUCAAGGUUCUGCUGGUCAUCGGCUGUCUCUACAUGUUCAUCUGCUCGCUGGAUUUUCUCAGCUCGGCUUUCAGACUCCUGGGAGGGGAGGCGGCGGGCAAGGUGUUCCGUCAGAGUGACAUCAUGAAGAACCCCGUGGCCGGGCUGAUGAUUGGGGUGCUGGUCACUGUGUUGGUGCAGAGUUCAUCGACCUCGACUAGCAUCGUCGUCAGUAUGGUCAGCACUGGAUUGAUGGACAUCCAGACAGCCAUCCCGAUCAUCAUGGGAGCUAACGUCGGCACCUCGGUGACCAACACAAUCGUCGCCAUUGGUCAGAUCACGGACAAGGGCGAGUUUCGGCGAGCGUUCGCAGGGGCGACAGUCCAUGACAUGUUCAACUGGCUAACAGUUAUCGUUCUUUUACCAUUGGAAGUCAUAACAGGUUACCUGUAUCACCUGACCAAUGCCAUCGUGGACUCGCUGCCCCUGGUCGCAGACAAAGGUGCUGACAAGGACAUUCUCAAGGUCAUAACAGAGCCCUUCACCAAGCUGAUUAUCCAGAUCGACAAGAACGCCAUCAACAAGAUUGCAGACGGCACGGAUCCCGACUUCGACUACGACCGCGCCAUCAUGAAGGUGUGCUGCGACAAGAAGACACCUGCACAGUGCUGUGAGACCAAAAAGUCGAAGGUCUUCAAGACUGCGGCCAACUACACGCAUGCGCAGAAGACUGGUUUCUGUCAGGAGCUUAGCGCAUGCGUGGGCCGGAACCAGACAUGGCACCAAGACUGCACGAGCACGCCCUGGAGUAACAAGACUUGGAGCAUCCAGAGGUUCGUCACACAGGUCGACUGUGACGCUUUCCAGGGCACGAGGUCAGAGGUCGACUGUUGUAGGGCGAGGAUAGACCACAACCAGGCCCUGGACUGCUCCGGCGUCAGCAGCUGUUUCAGCUCCAGCUCCCACAACUUCUCCCUCUCCAGCUGCGCCGUGAGCAACGUCAGCGUCAUGGACGAGCUUGUGGGUGAGGACUUCUCGUGCACGCUGUACACGAGGGACGUGGAGAAGAUGACGUGCUUCAAGGAAUGUGAGUUUUUAUUUAAGGGAAUGUACUCCACAUUAAACGACAAAGCCAUUGGAGCAAUCAUGCUGGUUAUCUCCCUUACAAUUCUCUGCCUGUGUCUGGUCGCCAUAGUCAAACUGCUUCACUCCCUUCUCCAAGGCCCCAUCGCUCUCAUCAUCAAAAAAUUCAUCAACGCGGACUUUCCCGGACCGCUGGGCUACCUCACCGGAUACCUCGCCAUCAUCAUCGGCGCCGGGUUGACCAUCAUCGUCCAGAGCUCCUCCAUCUUCACCUCCACCCUCACCCCGCUCGUCGGCAUCGGGGUCAUCGAACUCGACCGGAUGUACCCUUUGACCUUGGGGUCAAACAUCGGCACCACGACCACGGCGAUUCUCUCAGCCUUAGCCAACACGGACGGCCUCAGAAACGCGUUACAAGCAGCCUUCUGCCACCUCUUCUUCAACAUCACCGGCAUCCUCCUGUUCUACCCCAUCCCCUACCUCCGCUUCCCCAUCCCGCUUGCCAAAUUUCUAGGCAACUGCACGGCCGAGUACCGCUGGUUCGCCAUCGUCUACAUCCUCCUCAUGUUCUUCCUCUUCCCCGCCCUAGUCUUCGCUCUCUCCAUCCCGGGCUGGUACGUCCUCCUCGGCGUCCUCGGGCCCGUCUGCCUUCUUUUCAUCAUCAUCGGCGUCAUCAAAUGCCUGCAGGCUAAACGUCCCCAGAGCCUGCCCAGAAAGCUCCAAGACUGGAUGUUCCUACCCCAGCCGCUACGGUCUUUAGAACCCUAUGAUCGCGCCAUGCAGAAAGUCUUCUUCUGCAAGCGGUUCCAGACAGACUCUACCGAGAAGACAGACACUGGUGCUACGUCAGACAGACAAGCUAACGGAGAGUCCAGCACGCGACUUUAGUAUGACCACGUGACAUUGUUUACAAACAAAGUUCGAUUUUUGAAAACCUAUUUAUUCUAUAAUGUUAUUUAUAUUUGUAACUUGUAUAUGAUUAGAUAAAUUACAUUCGUUUUAGUUCAAUAUGUAUAUAUAGCAUGUACAUAGCUUACAGAAAUUUUUAAUAUAAUAUAUUAUUUAAAAGAUUUUCUGUGGUAUUUUUUAAAAAAUAUAUAAAAUUACUUUUUUAGGAAUUUUGAGCUCUGUGAUCUUGUCAUAAGAGUUUUGUAAAAUUUUUAUACAUUUUUUAUAACACGAAAAAGUUGAUUUAAUUUUUAUAUUGUUAUCAAAUUGUUGUCAUUUAAAAUUUCCAAAAUAAUUUUACUGGUUCAAACUUGAGGCAGUUAUUAUGAUAACAGCAUAACUAUCGUACUAGGUAUUUGAUCACUGCCUUUGUACCACUUUGUAUUGUCUUUUGCCGUGUUCGUGAUUUCAACGAGAGGCGAUGUUACGUGAAUAGAGGCCAACUUAAGCCACCUGGGCCACUUUUAUGGAAAACCCAACAUUGGUCAUUUGUAUGGAAGGGCAAUCUCGGUGACGUUUAUUGUAAGGUCAACCUUGGCCAAUUGUAUGAAAAGGCCACUUUAAUAUUUGCCCCUAAUGCAUAGCCCAUCUAUGACAAAUCAAGCAUAGGCAUUCGUUGCCACAAAAUAAACCAACAGAUCUAGAAACAGAAAAAAAAAGAUUUCGGUUGAGUAAGAUACCAACUAGGCAGGGGCGGAACUACAGUGCCGCCAGACCCCGCAGUACGGAGGGGGGGGGGGCACGCCAUUUAGGGGCCCAAAGCCGUCAAUAAUAAAAAAAAAUAUAAUUAAAAAGAAAUUAAUUUUCUUGCAUUUUCGACUUGAUGGUUGUUUUGUAAAAAAAUCACUGUAACUGCGGUUGGAUUAUCUUUAUUCUAUAGACACCCCCUCACGCUCUUGUAUUUUCUUUUUCCCUUUGUUUUUAAACCACUGUGA
Physella acuta is the source of this 3376-nucleotide messenger RNA. Its product is annotated as sodium-dependent phosphate transport protein 2B-like. Gene Ontology annotation, molecular function: sodium:phosphate symporter activity. Lineage: Eukaryota; Metazoa; Mollusca; Gastropoda; Physidae. The record is from RefSeq and is a predicted model, not a curated record. Gene Ontology annotation, cellular component: membrane. Gene Ontology annotation, biological process: sodium-dependent phosphate transport.